This is a messenger RNA of Mercenaria mercenaria, 2703 nucleotides long. RefSeq names its product beta-1,3-galactosyl-O-glycosyl-glycoprotein beta-1,6-N-acetylglucosaminyltransferase-like. The coding region runs from base 228 to 2144 and encodes 638 amino acids. The transcript has 4 exons. Gene Ontology annotation, cellular component: membrane. Gene Ontology annotation, molecular function: glycosyltransferase activity. Lineage: Eukaryota; Metazoa; Mollusca; Bivalvia; Venerida; Veneridae. The record is from RefSeq and is a predicted model, not a curated record.
CGUAUAAAUGUUAAACCGUGAAUUGGUAGUUUAAACAAUUUUAUGUAUUUGUUUAAUACACAGCCCCGUCAAUUACGAAUGUUGUAAUACCACAUUUUAUUUGUGAUUAGACCAAAAAGGUAAUCAUGUGUCAAAAGAUAAUUCAUUUAGGAAACAGUGGCAUUAAUUUGAGAAACUCUUAACGUUUACAGAUGAAGUAAUAUGAUACUGUUGGAUUUUUUGUGAGAAUGAUGCCCUACAAAACUCUCAGGAAACUUGUGUUAACAAUAGCUUUCCUAUUCAUCUUGUACACCAUACACAACAUAGUACUACAGGGAAACAACUUGUAUAUAAAUUCAAGAAGUCGGGAUAUUUGGAUUAACUCCCUUGGAAGGAAUGUUACGCGGAAAUCACAUAACUCAGAUAGCAUAUCACGAUUACUUAUAGAUAGAUUAAAUGAAUCAGAUCACAGACCUAGCCAAAAGUCUGAACAAAAUGAUUAUAUAGGGUCAGAACGAUUUAUAAUUAAUAUUUUAUCAAACAGUUUGCCUAAUAAUGUCUCAGUUUUACAAAAUAAAACGCAUAUAUUUCAUCUACCUAUAAAUAAACUAAACCAAUUACAAAACAUACUUAACGAGACAUAUCUUGAGAAUGAUACAUUAUAUAGUUACAAACCUGGCACAGAAACUGUGUCAGAUCAAGUUAAUAAUACGUUCAGUGACAAACAUACUGUCAGGCAUUUAGAAUUUCAAAAUGAUACUGACGUAGAAAGGAACGAGACUGACGGUAACAGUGAGUCUGAGGAGAUAGAGGAUGAAAACAACGAGUUUGAUAUUACUGACCUUGAUGAUCAUAUUACAUUUCCUGCAAAAAGAACGGAAAAUAAACAGGAGUCACAAGUCAAAACAAUAUCCGGCAGAAAUCAAUUAAAAUGGAAUGGACAGUAUGACAUUAAACUGAAUAACACUCCAGCGUAUCGUCAGCAGAUACAUACUGUUUUUAAACGACCAAUCCAGAAUCCUGCUGGCAUAGAUUGUAAUCAAAUAGUAGAAAAGGGUAAAGAGAAUGAAAUUAUGAAAGCCAAAUACGUAAUGGAAAAGUUUCAAAGGCGUGGUAUUGCCACUGACAAAUACGCUCGAACGAGAGACUGUGAAAAUUUUCGUGGAGGACGCGGGUACAUAGAACAUCCGUUGUCCCAAAUGGAGCUCGAUUUCCCCCUCGCUUUUGGAAUCACAGCAUAUAAAGAUGUAGAGCAAGCAGAACGACUGCUACGGGCUAUUUAUAGACCACAUAACUUUUACUGUUUUCAUUUGGAUUCAAAAAUGCAACAUCUGGACCGCAAAGCAUUUGAAAGCAUUGUGCGAUGUUUUGAUAAUGUGUUCAUCUCAGACAGGUCAGUAAAUGUUACCUGGGGCAAAUAUUCUGUUUUAGAAGCGGAAUUACUCUGCAUGGAAAAACUUUGGCAACAUAAAAAGUGGAUAUACUAUAUAAACCUGACAGGGCAAGAAUUUCCAUUAAAGACCAACCGUGAAAUAGUUGCAAUAUUGGACGCUCUAGAUGGCGCUAAUAUCGUUGAUGGAACGUGGAUAAGAGCUAGACAGAGAUACUUCUACCGCUGGACAAUAGCUGGACAUCCGCCCCCUCAUAAAAUCCGACCAAUCAAAGGCUCCGUACAUGUUGCUGUUAACAGACAUUUUGUAGAUUUUGCUCUUCAUGAUGAAAGGGCUCUUGACUUCCUGGAAUGGUUGAAGAAGACACAGAUUCCGGAUGAAACAUUCUUUGCUUCACUUAAUCAUAAUCCACACUUGGGAAUUAAUGGUUCCUUUUUAGGUGAGGCGGAAGAAUAUCCUCUGAAACCAUCUUUGAUGAGAUAUAAAAACUGGGAGUUUGGUCACGCUGUUUUUGUCAGAGGUUGUGCUGGUAAAUAUGUACGCAAUGUCUGUGUGUUAGGAGUUGGUGAUUUACAGAAAGCUUACAACGAUAUAGGAUUGUUUGUCAAUAAAUUCAACCUGGAUUUCGAGUACUUGGCUUUAGACUGCUUAGAGGAGAUCUUGUAUAAGAAAACGUGGGACCAAUACGUGAAAGAUGUAAAAAUUGAUACUAAUUAUUAUAAACAUUUAGAUUAUGUCAAAAAGAAAUUAUUCGUACCUCCACAAAAUGGAUGAAGAAAAAUUAUCACCGCCUUUUGUGCUUAUGUUUCACGGAAACCAAAACAAAUGAAGUUGAAAAUCAGGCAGUCCAAUGAGUAUGUAUGAUGACACGUGUUGAAAAUAUAGGAAACUAUAAGAGGCUCCAUGACUUGAAAGUCAUAUAAGAAAGAUUGGUAGUAUGUGUUGACAGAGCAUUGGACAAAGCACCUAAGUCCCGUGAGGUAUUACUGAACUAAAUGACAUAGUAUGUGAGUGUGUACAGUUUGGUUGAAUGUUUACAAGCCAUUAAAUGUUCAGUUCAUGGAGAGGUGAACAUGCUAUCCCAGAAAAUGCUAAGUAACAUUUUUGCAUUAUGUUUAUUGUGUUUCUUGUUUAACAAAUGUUAAAAGUUUAUCUGCACAUCAGUUAUUCAUUUAAACGCACACCUGAAACUCAUUUUUACCAAAUUUGUUUAGGUUACAUAUAUUAUCUGAAUUUCUGUGUUCAUUUUUAUUUAUUUUUAUGUAUACAUUGUUGUGCUGUAUUUACAAUUAAUGUUUUAUAAAUGUUUUAACAUUAAAGGUUCAAAGCAAAA